Molecule: messenger RNA, 703 nt
Organism: Perca fluviatilis (European perch)
Lineage: Eukaryota; Metazoa; Chordata; Actinopteri; Perciformes; Percidae
Product: B-cell receptor CD22-like
Exons: 6
Coding region: 55-624 (189 amino acids)
Biological process (GO): cell-cell adhesion
Cellular component (GO): membrane
Source: RefSeq, a predicted model, not a curated record
AUCCAGUCCUCUGACUCUGGACAGUAUUACUGUACAGCUCAGAAUGAGCUUGGGAUGAGGACAUCUGAAUCUGUAUUUAUUAAUGUGAAUUAUGGUCCAAAGCUUCCCGCUGUGUCAGUGAGUCCCUCUGCUGAGAUAGUGGAGGGCAGUUCAGUGAAUCUGACCUGUAGCAGUGAUGCUAACCCAGCAGCUAACUACACCUGGUACAAGGAGAAUGAAGACUCACCAAAAGCAUCAGGACAGAUCUUCACCAUCACUGACUUCAGAGCUGAACACAGUGGGAAUUAUUACUGUGAAGCCCAGAACAGAAGAGGACGUCAGAACUCCACCUUACAUCUGACUGUUGUAGCAGAUAAAUCAACAAUAACACUGAUAACAAACAGCAUCAGGUUGACUCUGGUGGGGGUUGGGAGGCUGAUUCCUCUGCUUCUUUUUUGUCGGUGGAUGAGGAAGAAGAAAGCUCUGAGCUCCACCACUGAACCAAAUGAACCCAUAGAGACUGUGGAGACUCUUGUCCUGAGUAUGAGGACAUCUCAGAGACUGCAGCAUAGACAGAAGACACAGAGGAGCAGGAAGACCUGGUGUGAAGUCAAACCAGAGGGAGACUCACAUGGAGGAAAAUAAAAAGAAGUCUUUAACUCCAAACGUUUUCAUUCUCAGUUAUUUAGAAGCAGCAGGUAGCAGAAGAUUAGAGAAGAAUGCA